Molecule: messenger RNA, 1458 nt
Organism: Symbiodinium sp. CCMP2592
Lineage: Eukaryota; Dinophyceae; Suessiales; Symbiodiniaceae
Source: the annotation of a GenBank genome assembly
AUGUUCUACUAUGGGACGGGGAACAUCCUGCACGAUGACCACCGCUUCAUCGAGUGCGGCACGGGCCACUUCAUGAACCACCUUAGUAAUGGGCUGCAUACGCCUCCCUUCUACCACAAUCUCGUUCUUGUCGGCAAUAUCGCGCCGGAGGCUACGACUGCCAGGAGCGGUUUGGGCAUCAGGGGUCCGAAAGACAACGAGUACUUCUUCGUCUCAGGUCUCAAAGCGAUCAACUACUUCGAGUCUCCUGUACUCAGAGGCUGCUUCGAGACGACCUGCACCAUGCGCUUUGAGCGAGCCACGUGGUGGAACUCCACGCAACGCACGUGGAGCACUCCUCGACAGUCUGGGAUCUUCUGGGAUCUCGAUGGCACCCUCACGGGAUAUCCCAAUGGCUUCGUGUCCCUGGACUACGAAUACAACCAUUUCCCAGGUCUCUGUCACCAUUCAGACGAGCAUGGAAAUGGCCUUGUUUGCGGUGCUGAAGAUGGAUCCGUGCGGGUGAGAAGGCUUUUGGUGGACCGUCAAGAGCCAUGGCAGCUCGAUGGCAAGGACAUGCUCGUCCAGACAUCUGCAGGUUCUGACCUGGUGGCAUACGACAAUCUCAAGCUCCGCGGUUGGCCCGUGGUGGUCGUGGAGGGGGAAGUCUUUGACAUGAGGGUGGACGACCCCAACGACUUCCAGCGGUUAUCGUUCCAGUACUCCAUGCGCAACUACGUCGUGGAGGAGCAUGGCUACCUCUACACCCGCGCACUCCCCCGGAGCGAGGCCAUCAUGGUGCACGUGAACUUUACCGAUUGGCGGAACCAUUUCGAUGCCACGGAGGGUCUCCGGUUGGAUCGCAUGCCCAGCACAGAGGACCCAUUUGGGUCCCACUCGAUGAUGCUUUGGCCUGACGAAUGUGCGGAGUUUAACCUCACAGAGGACUCUGCCGAGCUUUGCGGCGUGUAUGUCAAUGAGACUGGCGAGGACCUGAAGGAGGAGAUCGACGAGCAGCCUGAGAUUGAUAUGGUCCACGGCCGCUUGACGGCCUCCUUCUCUGUGCAGGCGCAAGGGAGGCGAGCCGGUCAGGCGUACAAGGAAGCGAGAUCACGUGCGGCAUCUGAUGAAAGAGCACUAUUCAAGAUGAUGACUCUUGAACAGUGCACUGAGCUGAUCUGCGAGAUGGGCAAGAGUGGCGCCGGAAUUGUUACAGCCGGAGUACCUGACCCUCUGGUUGACGUGACAUCAGGCUUGCUCGCUGACAUGAUGGCAUCAAGAAAGAAGAUGGGAGAGGAGGAAAUGAAGCUCGUCACCCGUGCAGCCGACUGGGCCAGGCACGUAUGGGGCAAGCCUGGCCAUAAGGGUGCAGUCUGGAUCGGCUAUGUUUGUCCCUCUUGCCACAAGAUCCCUGACCGUGAGACCUCCUGGUGGGUCGUCAGCGGGAUUCGAAAAGCCUUGUUGUUGACAGGUCCCUAG